AUGCAGGCAAGCGUAGUGAUCCGGGGGCUAAGUGCCGUUUCGGUGUGUGUGGCGAGCGACAUUGUGGAGAGGCAGGGACGAGGGGUAAUCGUGGUGUCGCUGGAGACGGUCGAGCACGCCGCCAGGGGCGAGCAGCUCGCCCAUGUGGUGCGCCGGGACUGGGGGGACGAGCUGACGGCGACGUAUUUGCACAGUCAGCAUGCGGCCAGAUUCAUCACGGCUGUGCAGCUGGGGGAGGACACGCCGACAUUUCGGCCGGCGCUGCUCGUUAACCCGCGCCAGUUGCUACUCGACACAUACCGCCGGCUGGCAAGUUGUACGCAAUUGUUUGCCCACCACAUUGUGCCCCCACAAGUUUACUCUGUGGACAGUUGCUGCAGGCUGUUCCCCACCGUCCACACAAUCAUAAACUGUCACAUGGAACCCACAGCAGACGUCAUCAGACUACAAUCUGUGCUCUUGUACUGUCCCAAAGAGCUCGACACGGCAUAUACACACACAUCGGCGCAACACCAGUACACCAGACUGACCCCACUUGUCCAAGAUCCCCAUGUCGUGGUCCUCACAGGACCCCACCAGCACAAUGACGCCUAUCCCCUCCCGCGCGACUCCGACGAGCAAACGCUGCUGUGGAGGUCUAGAAAGCUAUACCCCCACGUAGUGGCGCAGGCCCAGAUUCUCAACUCCGAGGUGAUCUUCAAACCCUGCUUCGAUGAUCAACACGGGAAAAUAUACGCGUCCACCGCCGCCGACGGCCGCACAGUCGUCCACACGCUCGGCUUUGGCUUCCACGACAUCGACGCCCUCGGCGCCAUCGUCCAUGCCGUGCGUGUGCUGGCAGCCGGCCGCCUAAACGCACGCCUCUAG
Molecule: messenger RNA, 867 nt
Organism: Ogataea angusta
Lineage: Eukaryota; Fungi; Ascomycota; Pichiomycetes; Pichiales; Pichiaceae
Exons: 1
Coding region: 1-867 (288 amino acids)
Source: RefSeq, a predicted model, not a curated record